GCAGGUACUGUUAUUUUCUAUUUAGCAGAUGCGGGAAACAAGACUUGGAAGCGAUUGAAUGACUUGGCCUAGCCAGUUACAGGAUUAGCAGUUGUUUGGUGUCUGGCACAUAGUAGGUUUUUAAUUAAUAAUUGAUGAACAAAUCGCCCCAGAUGUCUCUGAUUCCACAGGCAGCCUUGAAUAGAGGGCUUGACUGAGCCAACAGCAAUGACAGCUUCCGUUUACUAAGCCCUUACCUGUGUCCGCCCUGCCUUAGCUGCGUGAAUUCACUCAUUAAAGCCUGACAGCGAUCUUUUGAGGCGGUUCCGGCGAAGGGGGAGACCAAGCAGGACUGCAGCCUGGGACCCGAGCUGCCGAGUGAAGGGUCACCUAUGGCUGCUGAUGAAGGCUCAGCAGAGCAGCAGGGAGGGGAGGCCCACGUGGCUGCAGAUGGGGAAACCAACGGGUCCUGCGACAAGAGCGAUGCCAAUGGCCACCCGGCCGCUGUGAAGCACACUCAGGAAAGCACGAGAGUCAGCCCACAGGAAGGAGCCGGUCCGGUUGCCCGGAUAGCGGAAAAUGGGAUUUUGGACAGAGACGCUGAGGUGGGGAAGCAGAACCACAUCCGAGCCGACGGCUUCACUCAGACUCCCGUUGUCGGGAGCAACGGCUACUUCCUCGGCAAGGCCCCCCUGUCUGAGCCACCGCUGCGGGUGGCUGGCGCCCUGGCCUCCUCCCUGCCCGGUCACGCCGCGAAGACCCUCCCUGGUGGGGCUGGCAAAGGGAGGACUCCUGGCGCUUUUCCCCAGCCGCCGGCCGCCAUGCCCGCCAAGCCCGGGGAAGCCAGCAAGGACACAGAGGACAAGAAGGCCCCGGCCCCGGCCCCGGGCGCUGACGUCAAGGUCCACAGGGCUCGGAAGACCAUGCCGAAGUCCAUCCCGGGCCUGCACGCGGCCAGCAAGGACCCCAGGGAAGGCCGGGAUGCCCGUGACCCCGAGGAGCCGAAAGAGGAGUUGAGCAGAAACACCUCGGAUUUUGGACGACAGCAGCUUUUACCCCCCUUCCCGCCCCUUCACCAGUCGCUACCUCAAAACCAGUGCUACGUGGCCACCACGAAGGCACAGACAGCUUGCUUGCCUUUUGUUUUAGCAGCUGCAGUAUCUCGGAAGAAAAAACGAAGAAUGGGAACCUAUAGCCUGGUUCCUAAGAAAAAGACCAAAGUGUUAAAACAGAGGACGGUGAUUGAGAUGUUUAAGAGCAUAACUCAUUCCACGGUGGGCUCCAAGGGCGAGAAGGACCUGGGUGACGGCUCCCUCCACGUGAACGGGGAGAGCCUGGACAUGGACUCUGAGGAGGAUGACUCGGAGGAGCUGGAGGAGGACGAGGACCAGGGCGCCCAGCCGGCUGCUGCGCGCCCUGCUGAGGACGGCAGGGCCUCCAGGGAUGCUGCGCUGGAGCCUGACCGCAGCCAGAAGAUGGAGGGCGAAUCUGAAGAGGAGCAGGAGUCGGCCGGCACCGGGGAGGAGGAGGAGGAUGGAGACGAGUCCGAUCUGAGUUCUGAAUCCAGCAUCAAGAAGAAGUUUCUCAAGAGGAAAGGGAAGCCUGACAGCCCCUGGAUCAAGCCAGCAAGGAAGAGGAGGCGGAGAAGUAAAAAGAAGCCCUGCUCCGUGCUAGGUUCCGAAGCGUACGCAUCGUCUUCAGGAAGCGCAGAGCAGAUGGCACCCAGCGACGGCACGGGGUACAUGGAGGUUUCGCUCGACUCCCUGGAUCUCCGAGUCAAGGGCACACUGGCUUCCGAUGCAGAAGGGCUGGCCAACGGUCCCGACGUAGGCGAGACGGACGGCCUUCAGGAGGUGCCCCUCUGCAGCUGCCGGAUGGAGACACCGAAAAGCCGAGAGAUCGCCACCCUGGCCAACAACCAGUGCAUGGCCACGGAGAGCGUGGACCACCAGCUGGGCAGGUGCACGAACAGCGUGGUCAAGCAUGAGCUGAUGCGCCCGUCCAGCAAGGCGCCGCUCCUGGUGCUGUGUGAAGACCACCGGGGCCGGAUGGUGAAGCACCAGUGCUGUCCCGGCUGCGGCUACUUCUGCACCGCCGGUAAUUUUAUGGAAUGUCAGCCCGAGAGCAGCAUCUCUCACCGUUUCCACAAAGCCUGUGCCUCUCGAGUCAAUAAUGCCAGUUACUGUCCCCACUGUGGGGAGGAGACCUCCAAGGCCAAAGAGGUGACUAUCGCAAAAGCAGACACGACCUCCACCGUGACGCUGGCCCCCGGGCAGGAGAAGAGCUCCACAGUGGAAGGCAGGGCCGACACCACCACAGGCAGCACUGCUGGACUCCCGCUCUCAGAGGAUGACAAGCCGCAGAGCACAGCCCCCCAGGUGCCUGAGGCCUUCGACCCCAUGGGGCCGGCCGGGCUGGGGAAGCCAGCACCCGGCCUCUCCCAGGGACCCGGGAAGGAAACCCUGGAGAGCGCGCUCAUCGCCCUGGACUCGGAGAAACCCAAGAAGCUCCGCUUCCACCCGAAGCAGUUGUACUUCUCGGCCCGACAAGGGGAGCUGCAGAAGGUGCUGCUCAUGCUGGUUGACGGGAUCGACCCCAACUUCAAGAUGGAGCACCAGAGCAAGCGUUCCCCCCUGCAUGCUGCGGCGGAGGCCGGCCACGUGGACGUCUGUCACAUGCUGGUUCAGGCGGGCGCCAACAUCGACACCUGCUCAGAGGACCAGAGGACCCCGCUGAUGGAGGCGGCAGAAAACAACCACUUAGACGCGGUGAAGUACCUCAUCAAGGCCGGGGCCCUUGUGGAUCCGAAGGACGCAGAGGGCUCCACCUGUUUGCACUUGGCUGCCAAGAAAGGCCACUAUGAUGUGGUUCAGUACCUGCUGUCCAAUGGGCAGAUGGAUGUCAACUGUCAGGAUGAUGGCGGCUGGACGCCCAUGAUUUGGGCCACUGAGUAUAAGCACGUGGACCUUGUGAAACUGCUGCUGUCCAAGGGGUCUGACAUCAACAUCCGGGACAACGAGGAGAACAUCUGCCUGCACUGGGCGGCCUUCUCGGGCUGUGUGGACAUCGCUGAGAUCCUGCUGGCCGCCAGGUGCGACCUCCACGCUGUGAACAUCCACGGAGACUCGCCCCUGCACAUCGCCGCCAGGGAGGACCGCUACGCCUGUGUCGUCCUCUUCCUGUCCCGGGACUCGGACGUCACACUGAAGAACAAGGAGGGGGAGACGCCCCUGCAGUGCGCCAGCCUCAACUCGCAGGUGUGGAGCGCCCUGCAGAUGAGCCAGGCGCUGCGCGACGCAGCCCCCGACAGGCCCGCCCUGGUGGAGAAGACAGUGAGCAGAGACAUCGCUCGGGGCUACGAGCGAAUCCCCAUCCCGUGUGUCAACGGUGUGGACGGCGAGCCGUGCCCCAGCAACUAUAAGUACGUGUCUCAGAACUGCGUGACGUCCCCCAUGAACAUCGACAGGAACAUCACCCACCUGCAGUACUGCGUGUGCAUCGACGACUGCUCCUCCAGCAACUGCAUGUGUGGCCAGCUGAGCAUGCGCUGCUGGUACGACAAGGAUGGCCGGCUCCUGCCCGAGUUCAACAUGGCGGAGCCGCCCCUGCUCUUUGAGUGCAACCACGCCUGCUCCUGCUGGAGGACCUGCCGGAACCGCGUCGUGCAAAAUGGCCUCAGGACGAGGCUGCAGCUCUAUCGGACACAGAACAUGGGCUGGGGCGUGCGGUCCCUGCAGGACAUCCCACUGGGCACCUUUGUUUGCGAGUAUGUCGGGGAGCUCAUCUCUGACUCGGAAGCUGACGUGCGUGAGGAAGAUUCUUACCUCUUUGACCUUGACAACAAGGACGGAGAGCUGUACUGCAUCGAUGCACGUUUCUAUGGCAACGUCAGCCGCUUCAUCAACCACCACUGCGAGCCCAACCUGGUGCCCGUGCGUGUCUUCAUGUCCCACCAGGACCUGCGCUUCCCCAGGAUCGCCUUCUUCAGCACCCGCCUCAUCGAGGCCGGGGAGCAGCUGGGGUUCGACUACGGAGAGCGCUUCUGGGACAUCAAAGGCAAGCUGUUCAGCUGCCGCUGCGGCUCCCCCAAGUGCCGGCACUCCAGCGCCGCCCUGGCCCAGCGGCAGGCCGGCGCCCAGGCUGCCCAGGAGGAUGGGCUGCCCGACACCAGCUCCUCCCCCGCCGACCCGCUAUGAGAGCCGCGGCCUGGGCGCCCAAGUGGAGGCCGUUCACGCUGCGGUUCGGGGAGAAAAGGAGAAGCACACGCGACGACGUCUGAGGUCCCGGCCUGGUGCUGGCGGGGCCGGGCUGCGCGGUGGGCGCUCUGGGACUCUGCACUGGCGUUGCCCGUGAGUUUCUGAUGGUGAUUUUGUCGUUUCCACGUUUCUCGUUUCCCCUCUGCUCUCCGUCGUUCCCGUCCUGCCGCUGGGCUUGUGGGCGGUGUCCUGUCGACCCAGACCCCUCCGUGUGGCCCCACCGAAGCCACCGUCACCCAUCCGCGGCCCGAGGGGCUGGUGCCGGCUCCUGGGGCCGCGCAGACCCUGUCCCCACCGAUCCUGAGAGGUCAGGGCCGAGCCGCCACUGACCUUGGAGAAAACGUGCGUUUGCUUUUUAAAGAAAUCCUAUAUCUAGUCCUAUAUACCAGACCUCUAACGCGUUUCUUUUCAAGGAAGCGGUCUGGGGGUGCAGGAGGGCCGUGGCCCACGGAGGACCCACACUUGCCCUGCGAGUGCCGUGAGGCCGGCACCUUCUGUUGAUUUCUAAGCCACACGCUCUGAUGAUGAAUAAACUGAUUUAUUUUCUACCAUUAUUGGACAUUAGGACAAACAAAAAAUAAAAAGCAGAAAACACAGACAACGGUGCUGAUUCUGGUGUGGUUUCUACUCACCAUGUGAAAAUAAACUAUCAACUGUAUAAAGAGAACAAAGUGAUUUUAGAAUAAAAUGCAGGAGAAAACUUUUUUUAAAAUGUUAGUCUUGUAGUGUGAAUAAAUUUGCCAUCAC
This is a messenger RNA of Kogia breviceps (pygmy sperm whale), 4982 nucleotides long. Lineage: Eukaryota; Metazoa; Chordata; Mammalia; Artiodactyla; Physeteridae. The record is from RefSeq and is a predicted model, not a curated record.